Anopheles stephensi (Asian malaria mosquito) is the source of this 395-nucleotide messenger RNA. RefSeq lists its product as uncharacterized. Lineage: Eukaryota; Metazoa; Arthropoda; Insecta; Diptera; Culicidae. The record is from RefSeq and is a predicted model, not a curated record. The transcript has 3 exons. The coding region runs from base 1 to 384 and encodes 127 amino acids.
AUGUCCACUGUGCAGUUCGGCUUUCUUUGCUGGCUGCAUCUGCAAAAUCUGUGCAGCAUCUUAGCAGCUUACACACAUAAAUCACAAAACGCCUACAGUUGGGUCGCCAACACUUUCCGGUCGGUUCCGGCGGGUGCGAGCACAACGGUGCGAUUGCACACCGAGCAUGCGGUGCGGAGAGUGCUUAAAAGUGCACUAAUCACGGCAUGGCACAGCAGCACCGUGCAACACUUGCAAUCGAACUGCCGGUAUAUAUCGUCGACUGCGGCCAAGGAACUGUGGGACUAUUCGAUUAAAGUAGUGGAAAUAAUGCCAUAUAGUCUCGAAAAGACUAUACCUGCCAUAAUUGGCCUCGUUGACUCGAUUAUACCAUUAGCACGAUAAUCAGACCUUUG